AUGGCAGAGCGGGUGCUGGCCUCCCCGUCGGGGAGUGGUCCGAGCCUGCACUGCGGCAUCAUCCAGUGGCUUGUCGACAAUUUCUGCAUCUGUGAAGGGUACAGUGUGCCUCGAUGCCUCCUGUAUGAGAUUUACAUGGAGACCUGCGGGCACAGUGCUCCGAACCAAGUCAACCCAGCCACGUUUGGGAAGCUUGUGCACUUGGUUUUCCCUGAUCUUGCCUCCCGGAGACUGGGCACAAGAGGAAGCGCCAGGUAUCAUUAUGACGGCAUCUGUAUGAAGAAAAGUUCUUUGUUCUAUGCCCAAUAUUGCUACCUUCUGGGUGAAAAAAGAUUUCACAGUGGAGAGGUCGUUGGCUUUGAAAGCUCUACUAAUUAUGACAGCGUUCUCCAAGAAGAUGGAGCAUGUGACAGUCAUUCGUUGGUAAAGACAGACCUGGUUGGCUCGCCUUUGUCUGGAUUCAGGAGAUGUCCGUUCUGGGAGCAGGAACUGGCAAAGAAGUACUCCUACAGAUCGAUGGCCUUUCUGGCUGAUGAAUACUGCAGCUAUUGCCAAGGUGUUUUACAAAAUGUGAAGAACCGGGACCUGGAAAGGGUGGAGGGCCUGCUCAUGUCCUUCUGGAAGUCUCUGCAGCAAGACGCGGUCAUGCUCAUGUCAUUGCCUGACGUGUGCCAGCUCCUGAAAUGCUACGACGUUCAGCUGUACAGGGGGAUCGAGGACAUUCUCCUUCACGACUUCUUAGAAGAUGUUUCCAUUCAGUACCUGAAAUCUGUCCGGUUGUUCAGUAAGAAGUUUAAGCUGUGGCUCCUCACGGCUUUGGAAGGGUUUCCAGGCCUCUUACAGAUCUCCAAACACAAAGAAGUUACCGUGUUUGUCAAAAGACUGAGAAGAAAGACCUACCUUUCCAACAUGGCAAAGACCAUGAGGACGGUGCUGAAAAGCAGCAGGAGGGUCAGCGUCCUGAAGUCAGACCUAGAUGCCAUCAUCCAUCGGGGCACUUUGGGUAUUUCUAAGAAGGCUCUGCCCAGGGACCCGAGCAGCGCUGACGACCUGGAGGAGGACGCGGAGAUGAAAUGUUUAAGCAGUUUAAUUUCUCUGCUGGGCAUGUCAACAGACCUGAGUGUGUUCCUGAAUUGUCUGUCUUCAAAUCUCCAAGUAUUUGUCUUCCAGCCAAGCAGAAGCAAAGAGGAGUUUAUCAGAUUGGCCGCCAGCUUCCAGCUGAGAUGGAAUUUCCUUCUCACGGCUGUGAGCAGAGCUAUGACCCUGUGCCACAGAGACAGCUUCGGCUCCUGGCAUCUGUUUCAUCUGCUGCUCUUGGAAUAUGUGAUUCACAUACUUCAGUCCUGCAUAGAGGAGGAUGAGGAGGACGAGGACAACGUGGGCAACCUCCAGGAAGAGCUCCCAGAAGACCAGUGGCCUUUCCAGCCAGACCAGGGGCUCACGCACCCUCCAGAAUCCUCUCCAGCUCAGGAGCAUGACAGCCCAAGCGAGGAGCCCUUGCGGGUGACGCUGAGACCUGGGAGCCAGAGCUGCUGUGCUGUGGUCAGGGUCCCAGGCUUCCUGGUGGACACCGCCACGGGCAACAAGCUCAUCCAGGUACUGCUGGAAGAUAAGGCCACUGAAAGCACCAUCAAACUCAGCCUGCCUCUGGGACAAGAAACCCUCAUAACCCUGAAAGAUGGACAAAAAUUUGUGAUCCACAUAUCAGAUGUAUCCCAAAGCUCUGAAAAUAUUUAUUUUAGGGAAAGCAAUGCUGAUAUGUAA
Phacochoerus africanus (Common warthog) is the source of this 1764-nucleotide messenger RNA. RefSeq names its product regulatory factor X8 (gene RFX8). The transcript has 15 exons. Bases 1 to 1764 code for a protein of 587 amino acids. NCBI's taxonomy places the organism in Eukaryota, Metazoa, Chordata, Mammalia, Artiodactyla, Suidae. Gene Ontology annotation, biological process: regulation of transcription by RNA polymerase II. Gene Ontology annotation, molecular function: RNA polymerase II cis-regulatory region sequence-specific DNA binding; DNA-binding transcription factor activity, RNA polymerase II-specific. The record is from RefSeq and is a predicted model, not a curated record.